AUGUUUAAAAACACAUUCCAGGGCGGAUUCUUAUCCAUCCUUUACAGCAUAGGCAGUAAGCCUUUACAAAUAUGGGACCAAAAGGUAAAGAAUGGCCACAUUAAGAGAGUCACUGACAAUGACAUACAGUCAAGCGUGUUGGAGGUUGAAGGAACAAAUGUCAGCACCACCUACAUAACAUGUCCUGCUGAUCCAAAGAAGACACUUGGCAUCAAACUACCUUUUUUGGUGAUGAUCGUAAAGAACCUCAAAAAGUAUUUCAGCUUUGAAAUUCAGGUGUUGGAUGAUCAAAAUGUGCGCCGCCGGUUUCGGGCAAGCAACUACCAAAGCAUGACUCAAGUAAACCCGUUCAUCUGCACCAUGCCCUUGAGGCUGGAUGACGGUUGGAACCAGAUACAGGUCAACCUGUCAGAUUUCACCAGGAGGGCCUAUGGCACCAACUACAUCGAGACACUGCGAGUCCAGAUUCAUGCAAACUGUCGCAUCAGGAGAGUGUACUUCACAGACAGGCUGUACUCUGAGGAUGAGCUCCCAGCAGAUUUCAAACUCUAUUUGCCUGUCCAGAGCCAAAAGGCAAAGGUGAGAACCCACAUUCUUUUUUAA
This is a messenger RNA of Salarias fasciatus (jewelled blenny), 603 nucleotides long. Its product is annotated as cilia- and flagella-associated protein 20-like. Bases 1 to 603 code for a protein of 200 amino acids. The record is from RefSeq and is a predicted model, not a curated record. The transcript is spliced from 5 exons. NCBI's taxonomy places the organism in Eukaryota, Metazoa, Chordata, Actinopteri, Blenniiformes, Blenniidae.